UGCAGCCGGGCCAGUCCAUUCGGUGCCUGGAACCUCACUUUUAUAAGAUUGCCAGCCCUGCACAUUACUUUUCUCGGAGGCUGCACAACUUGUUUCUCAUAUUAUUAGUUUUCUCCAUUGCUCAUCUUGCAAACUCUUCCUUCUUCGGGAAUGUAGAAUUUUUUUUUUCUUUAGCUUUUCUGUGUCACUUUGCAUGUGCCAGGCUUGACUCAUUAGUUCAGUCCACAGUCAUCUCGAUUUAUUUUUUUUUUGCAUACUUUCUAAUCCUAUGUUAACGUUUUCUACUCAGAUAUUUAUAGAAACUUAACAGUGUUGUGGGGUUUUGUUAGGGUGAGACGAAAUCUUCAUUGACAACCAGGUCUCUAGCAGUUAGUAUGUACCAAGCAUCAGUCUAUAUGCUGGGGAGAAAGUAGGUAGAGGUCAAUAAGAAUCUUACUGUGGGGUGGAGAUUAACAAGUGAACAACUAAUUAAUACUUAAAGGUUAGUGCUAUGAGGAGGCCAAGUUCAGUUCUGUGAAGUACUGGUGGGUGAGCUACUAACAGCCUCGGUGGAAGACUCGAUGUUGCCACACUUUUCAUCGGCCUUGAAGGACAAUAGGAUUUUUUCCAACAAGAAAGAAUAGAAGAGCAUGUGCAGAAGCACCAAAUUGUGCUGUGUUUGAGGGGAAAGGGUCCGAAAAACAAGUUUCUGACCUGUGGGCGUCUGCUCUACAACAGCGGCUGACUUUGGGGGAGGAAAGGAAGAUUUUUCUCUUAGGACUUUAGAAGUUUUUAUUCGUGUGAAGCAUCUACUGCAGUCCUGGAGUGCAUUUCGCAGUCUUCUAGGAUCUCCUGAGUGAAACUCACUGUGGACAGGAUUCUAACUUGGAGGGAUCAUGGAGCAGUAUACAGCAAACAGCAAUAGUUCGACAGAGCAGAUUGUUGUGCAGGCUGGACAGAUUCAGCAGCAGCAGCAGGGUGGUGUCACUGCUGUCCAGUUGCAGACUGAGGCCCAGGUGGCAUCCGCCUCAGGCCAGCAAGUCCAGACCCUCCAGGUAGUCCAGGGGCAGCCAUUAAUGGUACAGGUCAGUGGAGGCCAAUUAAUCACAUCAACUGGUCAGCCCAUCAUGGUCCAAGCUGUCCCUGGUGGACAAGGUCAAACCAUCAUGCAAGUACCUGUGUCUGGGACUCAGGGUUUGCAGCAGAUACAGUUGGUCCCACCUGGACAGAUUCAGAUCCAGGGUGGGCAGGCUGUGCAGGUACAGGGCCAGCAGGGCCAGACCCAGCAGAUCAUCAUCCAGCAGCCCCAGACGGCAGUCACUGCUGGCCAGACCCAGACCCAGCAGCAGAUUGCUGUCCAGGGACAGCAAGUGGCACAGACCGCCGAAGGGCAGACCAUUGUCUAUCAGCCAGUGAACGCAGACGGCACCAUUCUACAGCAAGUUACAGUCCCUGUUUCAGGCAUGAUCACCAUCCCAGCAGCCAGUUUGGCAGGAGCACAGAUUGUUCAGACAGGAGCCAACACCAACACAACCAGCAGUGGGCAAGGGACUGUCACUGUGACACUACCAGUGGCAGGCAAUGUGGUCAAUUCAGGAGGGAUGGUCAUGAUGGUGCCUGGUGCUGGCUCUGUACCUGCUAUCCAAAGAAUCCCUCUCCCUGGGGCAGAGAUGCUUGAAGAAGAGCCUCUCUAUGUGAAUGCCAAACAGUACCACCGUAUAUUAAAGAGGAGGCAAGCCCGGGCUAAACUAGAGGCAGAAGGAAAAAUUCCAAAGGAAAGAAGGAAAUACCUGCACGAGUCUCGGCACCGUCAUGCCAUGGCUCGGAAACGGGGUGAAGGUGGACGGUUUUUCUCUCCAAAGGAAAAGGAUAGUCCUCAUAUGCAGGAUCCAAACCAAGCAGAUGAAGAGGCAAUGACACAGAUCAUCCGAGUGUCCUAACCCCAGGCCAUGUGAUGGAGCAGAUCAAGGUCAUGUUCCUCGCCACUGUUUCCCACUGUUCCAGGAAAUUGAUCACCUCUUCCAAUGGGACACUGACGAUUAUGUGCUGCCCUUUUCUACAGGACAAACCACUUAGUUCUUAAUAAGUGGCUCAGUAUUAUAAUUGCAGCGAUGUCUGGCAGAUUGAAGUCACAAGCCUUUGUCUUGCCCUUUCAGGCAGGACCUAUUUCAGACUGUUGAUGACAUUGACAUUUCAUGGAUUAGGAUGAUGCAAGGGACCUGUGCACAUAAGUGCACACACAGCACUUAUGUUGGCUUCUGAAGCCAGCCAGCCAUCUUAGCAAGGGAGAACAACCUUCUCAACCGAGACUGAAAUCAGGGAAGCCGAUGCCCACUCCUUCCCUUGGAAUCUAAGCAGCAUCCAUCCCCUCUGAUGGGGGAUCUCAGGCUGAUUCACUGGACACUUUGUAUUCAGAGGUGGCUUCCAGGCAAGGAAGUUCCAUCUCAUGACAUGGAAACAAUAAAUUCUCUGAGAUACAUUCAUCUAAUCUGUGGUAAUAAUAGGAAUCUCUGUCUACCCAGAUGAUAGGUUGGUAUUUUUGGACUCCAGCCAAGAAAAGCUAACUCUGGGGAUAGAAUGACAAAAGACUCAAGCACUAAAAUUAUAAAUUGCUGAAUCUCUCUUUUUUUUAAAGCUUUGGCAAGUUGUGGUUUGUCUGCUGACAGAUCAUCUGGACCAUAGUUUUUGCUUCUGCUACUUAUAAGACAAUUUAGAGGGUAUUGGACCUUGAAACUGCCUUUCCUACGUAGAGAACAGAACCAUACAACAACUUCCUGUGCUGAAGUGCUGAGGACAUUUGUAGUAACUCCUAAACAGAGAGCCAAACUAGAAUUUUUUUUUUUUUUUUUUUUUUUUAAGUAGGCUCCACACCCAGCGUGGCUUGAAUUCACAUCCCUGAGAUCAAGACCUGAGCUGAGGUCGAGAGUUGGAUGCUCAACUGACUGAGUCAUCCAGGUGCCCCUAGAGAUUUUUAAUCGUAGGCUCUGUGAGAGCAUUUGGGGAAGAGAAGGGUUCACACGUGUUGCAGUCUAGCGGAAGAGAGAGUAGUAUAUAUACCCGCGUGUUGUCAUAUAGUAUGAUUCUCCAGGGGAUGGAUGCCUGGGAUGGAUCAUUAAGGUGAAAAGAAUUUACAUUUAUACUAUAACCUUUUAACAAGCAUGGAAAGGGAGAAGUCUGAGAACUGCUCUUUGACAAUUUCUGUCUGGAAAGCAUUGUUCAGUAACACUCUCCUGGAUAUAUUCCAGCUUACCUGCUCAAGUUUAAGGUGAAUGUUGGCUUCACUCCUGCAGCACUUUGUUUUGUGCUGACCCCAGAGAGUGAACAUUCUCUUUCUUCCCCUGGCAGCUGAUUCUUUGGUGCCAGUUUCCAUGUUUCUCCUUUUCUACAUAGGCCUUGUACAGCAGGAAGGUUUUUACAUUGCAUCCACAUUCUGGGGAUAAGCUGCCAACUGGUAAUGGUGAUGCUGGCAGAGUCAAGAAUUGGGCCACAUUUCCCAGAAUGGGCUGUGCCUCAGUAAUCUGUUUCUUUGCUAGAUGUUGAACCUGGGGUAAACUAAGAUGAUAUUUCAGAAAAGAGUUACUGCCUUCUCUAGAAACAAGGAAGACUUAAUUCUUUCGAAGAUCAUUUGGGUUUGAUUUAAAUACCAAGAGUAAGAAUUGACACUUUCUUUGAUGGUUUCACUCAAAUUGUAUUAAGAGGAAAAGAAAAUAAAUCCUCUGAAGAAAAUACCACAAAGGGAAAUAAUUGUAAUGGUGGAAAUAGAGGUACAGAGCUGUGCAAAGAAAGCAGGAAGUAAAGUAUCUCUCUAGUCCUUGGUAUCUGUAGUCACCUGUCCUGGCUUCCAGAUGUCAGGAGAGGCCAAACCCUUUGGUAGGCUCACUAGAAACUUCUGGCUCUUUUAAGUUUGACACAUUGAUUUUAUUCAGUAGGCCCCAAGAUUUUCAGAUGAUAGUUCACUAAAAACAAUGAGGAAUUUGUAUCCCUUGGUUUGUUUAGGAGUCUUUAAGAUGCAGAGCUCAGAAAGAAAGUCCUCAGAUCUAAGCCAACAGCAGUUAAAAAAUCCUAUUUAUUUGUGUCUGUAAGUUUGUACAUAGUAACAACCUCAUAUUGUUGCAAAAUUUUUUUUCCAUGAGUUUGAGUUGUAUUUUUUUUUUGAAAGAAAUGCUUCAGUUGUCAUUUUGUCACUGCAUUUCAGAUAGCUCAUGGCCCUUUUAUUGUGGCCAUUUUAGCACAUCAUAAUAACCCACAAAGUGGGGGGUUGAGGUUUGGAUUUUUUUUCUUUGUUACUAGUUCUUUUAUUUGUCCUUGUGACUAUAGUGAUGACUUCAUAGAUGCAGAAAGAGUGAAUGGAUGAGUGAAUAAUUGAUUUAAUGCAUAGGUAUUUCACUUCUUGAGUGCUCUUUUUGGCAAGAUAAUUGUAAAUGUAUAUAUUUUAAUUGCACUGGUACAUUGAACAUGUCAGUGUCUAUACCACUGGACCAACAGAGCUUUUUCUGGCUGUUGGGUGCCUGAUAAUAAUGUCUUGAUUUUCCUUUGGGACUCAACAAUAUAGGUUUUUCUCCCAGCAGUAGGGGGAGUACAGAUGAUCAUUGAUGUCAUUGCAAUUGUUAUUUUUUAAAAUAAAUUUGUAAAAAUACUAAAAAGUGAUUUGAAUUUUCACA
Messenger RNA from Zalophus californianus (California sea lion), 4640 nucleotides. RefSeq names its product nuclear transcription factor Y subunit alpha (gene NFYA). Lineage: Eukaryota; Metazoa; Chordata; Mammalia; Carnivora; Otariidae. The record is from RefSeq and is a predicted model, not a curated record. Gene Ontology annotation, biological process: regulation of transcription by RNA polymerase II. The transcript is spliced from 11 exons. Gene Ontology annotation, cellular component: CCAAT-binding factor complex. Gene Ontology annotation, molecular function: RNA polymerase II cis-regulatory region sequence-specific DNA binding; DNA-binding transcription factor activity, RNA polymerase II-specific. The coding region runs from base 876 to 1919 and encodes 347 amino acids.